AUGUCUAUACCGGCCAAGUCGAAGGUCUACUUGGUAACAUACCCCGCAACGCUCCCCAAAGAAGGCACCAUUCCUGUCGAAGAGAAGAUCGAGGCUCUCACAAACUAUCCAUAUGCCCUGAAAUUAGUCGGCCUUGAGGAGGAUGGUCUGGAUAAAGAUGGUAAAGAGGUCCCAGGAUGGAGCAUCAAAUACAUUGGCAUCAUGACCGCAGAGGAGGCUCGCCAAAAGUACAGUUUCGACGAUGGUGAGCCCGUAGAAAUUGAAGAGGGCGGCGAAUGGCAAUGUUACGAAAAGGGUCAAUGGGCCACUCCUGGACUUCUGGCAAGGAUCAGGCUUACCAGGGUUUACAAGAUCCCAUAUCGUAUUAGCGAGCAUAGCCCUUUCAUCGACGGCCAUACUAAUGAGUACCAUAUUGCCGAAGUCUUCCACGAACCGGUGUUGUGUCCGCCCCUGAUGUUUGAGAUAAACGAAUGGCUUGUUGCCGAGAACAAGAAACAACUUCAAGAAGCCAAAGACAGUGAUGAAGGAUGGGUGCCUCUCCACCCGGAUAUCGCGAAGGGGCCCGGCGGAUGGAUUACCACAGGCUGUGAGUCCUCAUGUAAUCCACAGAAUAAUGCCACGCUAAACGAUAAUCUAGUUCAAGAUGCCUACCUUCAGUUGCUAGAUCAGAGGAAGAAUGGCAAAGACAAGAAGGCAGUGGAAGUGGGAGGCAAAAUUAAAUCUCCUGGUUUCUUCCAAAGGUGGUUCGGCGGGGGGAACUAG
Molecule: messenger RNA, 762 nt
Organism: Alternaria arbusti
Lineage: Eukaryota; Fungi; Ascomycota; Dothideomycetes; Pleosporales; Pleosporaceae
Exons: 2
Coding region: 1-762 (253 amino acids)
Source: RefSeq, a predicted model, not a curated record